AUGCGCUGGUCAGUUUGGUCAGUAUGCGCGUCAGUAGUGCAGGUACCAUGUACGUCCACCCCACCCCAUUCUCCCGCUUUCCAUCACCCCGCCCCAUUCUCCCGCUUUCCAUCACCCCGCCCCAUUCUCCCGCUUUCCAUCACCCCGCCCCAUUCUCCCUCCUUCCAUCACCCCACCCCAUUCUCCCGCUUUCCAUCACCCCGCCCCAUUCUCCAGCUUUCCAUCACCCCGCCCCAUUCUCCUGCUUUCCAUCACCUCGCCCCAUUCUCCCGCUUUCCAUCACCCCGCCCCAUUCUCCCGCUUUCCAUCACCCCGCCCCAUUCUCCUGCUUUCCAUCACACCGCCCCAUUCUCCCGCUUUCCAUCACCCCGCCCCAUUCUCCCGCUUUCCAUCACCCCGCCCUAUUCUCCCUCCUUCCCCCGCCCCAUUCUCCCGCUUUCCAUCAGCGCGCCCCAUUCUCCCGCUUUCCAUCACCCCGCCCCAUUCUCCCGCUUUCCAUCACCCCGCCCCAUUCUCCCGCUUUCCAUCAACCCGCCCCAUUCUCCCUCUUUCCAUCACCCCUCCCCAUUCUCCCGCUUUCAAUCACCCCUCCCCAUUCUCCCGCUUUCCAUCACCCCGCCCCAUUCUCCCGCUUUCCAUCAACCCGCCCCAUUCUCCCUCCUUCCAUCACCCCGCCCCAUUCUCCCUCCUUCCAUCACCCCGCCCCAUUCUCCCGCUUUCCAUCACCCCUCCCCAUUCUCCCGCUUUCCAUCACCCUGCCCCAUUCUCCCUCCUUCCAUCAACCCGCCCCAUUCUCCCUCCUUCCAUCACCCCGCCCCAUUCUCCCGCUUUCCAUCACCCCGCCCCAUUCUCCCUCCUUCCAUCACCCCGCCCCAUUCUCCCUCCUUCCAUCACCCCGCCCCAUUCUCCCACUUUCCAUCACCCCGUCACAUUCUCCAGCUUUCCAUCACCCCGCCCCAUUCUCCCGCUUUCCAUCACCUCGCCCCAUUCUCCCGCUUUCCAUCACCCCGCCCCAUUCUCCCGCUUUUCAUCACCCCGCCCCAUUUUCCCUCUUUCCAUCACCCCGCCCCAUUCUACCGCUUUCCAUCACCCCGCCCCAUUCUCCCGCUUUCCAUCAACCCGCCCCAUUCUCCCUCUUUCCAUCACCCCUCCCCAUUCUCCCGCUUUCAAUCACCCCUCCCCAUUCUCCCGCUUUCCAUCACCCCGCCCCAUUCUCCCGCUUUCCAUCAACCCGCCCCAUUCUCCCUCCUUCCAUCACCCCGCCCCAUUCUCCCUCCUUCCAUCACCCCGCCCCAUUCUCCCGCUUUCCAUCACCCCUCCCCAUUCUCCCGCUUUCCAUCACCCUGCCCCAUUCUCCCUCCUUCCAUCAACCCGCCCCAUUCUCCCUCCUUCCAUCACCCCGCCCCAUUCUCCCGCUUUCCAUCACCCCGCCCCAUUCUCCCUCCUUCCAUCACCCCGCCCCAUUCUCCCUCCUUCCAUCACCCCGCCCCAUUCUCCCGCUUUCCAUCACCCCGUCACAUUCUCCAGCUUUCCAUCACCCCGCCCCAUUCUCCCGCUUUCCAUCACCUCGCCCCAUUCUCCCGCUUUCCAUCACCCCGCCCCAUUCUCCCGCUUUUCAUCACCCCGCCCCAUUUUCCCUCUUUCCAUCACCCCGCCCCAUUCUACCGCUUUCCAUCACCCCGCCCCAUUCUCCCGCUUUCCAUCACCCCACCCCAAUGUCCCGCUUUCCAUCACCCCGCCCCAUUCUCCCGCUUUCCAUCACCCCGCCCCAUUCUCCCGCUUUCCAUCACCCCGCCCCAUUCUCCCGCUUCCCAUCACCCCGCCCUAUUCUCCCGCUUUCCAUCACCCCGCCCCAUUCUCCCUUCUUCCAUCACCCCGCCCCAUUCUCCCUCCUUCCAUCACCCCGCCCCAGUCUCCCGCUUUCCAUCACCCCGCCCCAUUCUCCCGCUUUCCAUCACCCCGCCCCAUUCUCCCGCUUUCCAUCACCCCGCCCCAUUCUCCCACUUUCCAUCACCUCGCCCCAUUCUCCCGCUUUCCAUCACCCCGCCCCAUUCUCCCGCUUUUCAUCACCCCGCCCCAUUUUCCCUCUUUCCAUCACCCCGCCCCAUUCUACCGCUUUCCAUCACCCCGCCCCAUUCUCCCGCUUUCCAUCACCCCGCCCCAAUGUCCCGCUUUCCAUCACCCCGCCCCAUUCUCCCGCUUUCCAUCACCCCGCCCCAUUCUCCCGCUUUCCAUCACCCCGCCCCAUUCUCCCGCUUCCCAUCACCCCGCCCCAUUCUCCCGCUUUCCAUCACCCCGCCCCAUUCUCCCUUCUUCCAUCACCCCGCCCCAUUCUCCCUCCUUCCAUCACCCCGCCCCAGUCUCCCGCUUUCCAUCACCCCGCCCCAUUCUCCCGCUUUCCAUCACCCCGCCCCAUUCUCCCGCUUUCCAUCACCCCGCCCCAUUCUCCCGCUUUCCAUCACCCCGCCCCAUUCUCCCGCUUUCCAUCACCCCGCCCCAUUCUCCCGCUUUCCAUCACCCCGCCCCAUUCUCCCGCUUUCCAUCACCCUGCCCCAUUCCCCUGCUUUCCAUCACCCUGCCCCAUUCCCUCGCUUUCCAUCACCCUGCCCCAUUCCCCCGCUUUCCAUCUGCCCCAUUCCCCCGCUUUCCAUCACCCCGCCCCAUUCCCCCGCUUUCCAUCACCCCGCCCCAUUCUCCCGCUUUCCAUCACCCCGCCCCAUUCUCCCGCUUUCCAUCACCCCGCCCCAUUCUCCCGCUUUCCAUCACCCCGCCCCAUUAUCCCGCUUUCCGUCACCCCGCCCCAUUCUCCCGCUUUCCGUCACCCCGCCCCAUUCUCCCGCUUUCCGUCACCCCGCCCCAUUCUCCCGCAUUCCGUCACCCCGCCCCAUUCUCCCGCUUUCCAUCACCCCGCCCCAUUCUCCCGCUUUCCAUCACCCCGUCCCAUUCUCCCGCUUUCCAUCACCCGGCCCCAUUCUCCCGCUUUCCAUCACCCCGCCCCAUUCUCCUGCUUUCCAUCACCCCGCCACAUUCUCCCGAUUUCCAUCACCCCGCCCCAAUCUCCCGCUUUCCAUCACCCCGCCCCAUUCUCCCUCCUUCCAUCACCCCGCCCCAUUCUCCUGCUUUCCAUCACCCCGCCCCAUUCUCCCGCUUUCCAUCACCCCGCCCCAUUCUCCCGCUUUCCAUCACCCCCCCCAUUCUCCCGCUUCCCAUCACCCCGCCCUAUUCUCCCGCUUUCCAUCACCCCGCCCCAUUCUCCCUUCUUCCAUCACCCCGCCCCAUUCUCCCUCCUUCCAUCACCCCGCCCCAUGCCUCAAUGUCAGCCGUGGCAAAGACGCCAUUCUCCCGCUUUCCAUCACCCCGCCCCAUUCUCCCGCCUUCCAUCACCCCGCCCCAUUCUCCCGCUUUCCGUCGCCCUGCCCCAUUCUCCCGCUUUCCGUCACCCCGCCCCAUUCUCCCGCUUUCCAUCACCUCGCCCCAUUCUCCCGCAUUCCAUCACCCCGCCCCAUUCUCCCUCCUUCCAUCACCCCGCCCCUUUCUCCCGCUUUCCAUCACCCCGCCCCAUUCUCCCACUUUCCAUCACCCCGCCCCAUUCUCCCUCCUUCCAUCACCCCGCCCCAUUCUCCCUCCUUCCAUCAACCCGCCCCAUUCUCCCUCCUUCCAUCACCCCGCCCCAUUCUCCCGCCUUCCAUCACCCCGCCCCAUUCUCCCGCUUUCCAUCACCCCGCCCCAUUCUCCCGCUUUCCAUCACCCCGCCCCAUUCUCCCGCAUUCCGUCACCCCGCCCCAUUCUCCCGCUUUUCGUCACCCGCCCCAUUCUCCCGCUUUCCGUCACCCCGCCCCAUUCUCCCUCUUUCCGUCACCCCGCCCCAUUCUCCCGCUUUCCAUCACCCCGCCCCAUUCUCCCUCCUUCCAUCACCCCGCCCCAUUCUCCCUCCUUCCAUCACCCCGCCCCAUUCUCCCGCUUUCCAUCACCCCUCCCCAUUCUCCCGCUUUCCAUCACCCCGCCCCAUUCUCCCGCUUUCCAUCACCCCGCCCCAUUCUCCCGCUUUCCAUCUCCCUGCCCCAUUCCCCUCCUUUCCAUCACUCCGCCCCAUUCUCCCUCCUUCCAUCACCCCGCCCCAUUCUCCCGCUUUCCAUCACCCCGCCCCAUUCUCCCGCUUUCCAUCACCCCGCCCCAUUCUCCCGCUUUCCGUCACCCCGCCCCAUUCUCCCGCUUUCCAUCACCUCGCCCCAUUCUCCCGCGUUCCAUCACCCCGCCCCAUUCUCCCUCCUUCCAUCACCCCGCCCCAUUCUCCCGCUUUCCAUCACCCCGCCCCAUUCUCCCGCUUUCCAUCACCUUGCCCCAUUUUCCCUCCUUCCAUCACCCCGCCCCAUUCUCCCGCUUUCCAUCACCCCGCCCCAUUCUCCCGCUUUCCAUCACCCCUCCCCAUUCUCCCGCUUUCCAUCACCCCGCCCCAUUCUCCCGUUUUCCAUCACCCCGCCCCAUUCUUCCUCCUUCCAUCACCCCGCCCCAUUCUCCCGCUUUCCAUCACCCCGCUCCAUUCUCCCGCUUUCCAUCACCCCGCCCCAUUCUCCCUCCUUCCAUCACCCCGCCCCAUUCUCCCGCUUUCCAUCACCCCGCCCCAUUCUCCCGCUUUCCAUCACCCCGCCCCAUUUUCCCGCUUUCCAUCACCCCGCCUUAUUCUCCCACUUUCCAUCACCCCGCCCCAUUCUCCCGCUUUCCAUCACCCCGCCCCAUUCUCCCUCCUUCCAUCACCCUGCCCCAUUCUCCCGCUUUCCAUCACCCCGCCCCAUUCCCCCGCUUUCCAUCACCCCGCCCCAUUCUCCCUCCUUCCAUCACCCCGCCCCAUUCUCCCGCCUUCCAUCACCCCGCCCCAUUCUCCCGCUUUCCAUCACCCCGCCCCAUUCUCCCGCUUUCCAUCACCCCGCCCCAUUCUCCCGCAUUCUGUCACCCCGCCCCAUUCUCCCGCUUUUCGUCACCCGCCCCAUUCUCCCGCUUUCCGUCACCCCGCCCCAUUCUCCCUCUUUCCGUCACCCCGCCCCAUUCUCCCGCUUUCCAUCACCCCGCCCCAUUCUCCCUCCUUCCAUCACCCCGCCCCAUUCUCCCUCCUUCCAUCACCCCGCCCCAUUCUCCCGCUUUCCAUCACCCCUCCCCAUUCUCCCGCUUUCCAUCACCCCGCCCCAUUCUCCCGCUUUCCAUCACCCCGCCCCAUUCUCCCGCUUUCCAUCUCCCUGCCCCAUUCCCCUCCUUUCCAUCACUCCGCCCCAUUCUCCCUCCUUCCAUCACCCCGCCCCAUUCUCCCGCUUUCCAUCACCCCGCCCCAUUCUCCCGCUUUCCAUCACCCCGCCCCAUUCUCCCGCUUUCCGUCACCCCGCCCCAUUCUCCCGCUUUCCAUCACCUCGCCCCAUUCUCCCGCGUUCCAUCACCCCGCCCCAUUCUCCCUCCUUCCAUCACCCCGCCCCAUUCUCCCGCUUUCCAUCACCCCGCCCCAUUCUCCCGCUUUCCAUCACCUUGCCCCAUUUUCCCUCCUUCCAUCACCCCGCCCCAUUCUCCCGCUUUCCAUCACCCCGCCCCAUUCUCCCGCUUUCCAUCACCCCUCCCCAUUCUCCCGCUUUCCAUCACCCCGCCCCAUUCUCCCGUUUUCCAUCACCCCGCCCCAUUCUUCCUCCUUCCAUCACCCCGCCCCAUUCUCCCGCUUUCCAUCACCCCGCUCCAUUCUCCCGCUUUCCAUCACCCCGCCCCAUUCUCCCUCCUUCCAUCACCCCGCCCCAUUCUCCCGCUUUCCAUCACCCCGCCCCAUUCUCCCGCUUUCCAUCACCCCGCCCCAUUUUCCCGCUUUCCAUCACCCCGCCUUAUUCUCCCACUUUCCAUCACCCCGCCCCAUUCUCCCGCUUUCCAUCACCCCGCCCCAUUCUCCCUCCUUCCAUCACCCUGCCCCAUUCUCCCGCUUUCCAUCACCCCGCCCCAUUCCCCCGCUUUCCAUCACCCCGCCCCAUUCUCCCUCCUUCCAUCACCCCGCCCCAUUCUCCCUCCUUCCAUCACCCCGCCCCAUUCUCCCCCUUUCCAUCACCCCACCCCACUCUCCCGCUUUCCAUCACCCCGCCCCAUUCUCCCGCUUUCCAUCACCCCGCCCCAUUCUCCCGCUUUACAUCACCCCGCCCCAUUCUCCCGCUUUCCGUCACCCCGCCCCAUUCUUCCGCUUUCCGUCACCCCGCCCCAUUCUCCCCCUUUCCGUCAACCCGCCCCAUUCUCCCGCUUUCCGUCACCCCUCCCCAUUCACCCGCUUUCCAUCACCCCGCCCCAUUCUCCCGCCUUCCAUCACCCCGCCCCAUUCUCCCGCUUUCCGUCGCCCUGCCCCAUUCUCCCGCUUUCCGUCACCCCGCCCCAUUCUCCCGCUUUCCAUCACCUCGCCCCAUUCUCCCGCGUUCCAUCACCCCGCCCCAUUUUCCCUCCUUCCAUCACCCCGCCCCAUUCUCCCGCUUUCCAUCACCCCGCCCCAUUCUCCCACUUUCCAUCACCCCGCCCCAUUCUCCCUCCUUCCAUCACCCCGCCCCAUUCUCUCGCUUUCCAUCACCCCGCCUCAUUCUCCCGCUUUCCAUCACCCCGCGCCAUUCUCGCGCUUUCCAUCACCCCGCCCCAUUCUCCCGCUUUCCAUCACCCCGCCCCAUUCCCCCGCUUUCCAUCACCCCGCCUUAUUCUCCCGCUUUCCAUCACCCCGCCCCAUUCUCCUGCUUUCCAUCACCCUGCCCCAUUCUCCCGCUUUUCAUCACCCCGCCCCAUUCUCCCGCUUUCCAUCACCCCGCCCCAUUCUCCCUCCUUCCAUCACCCCGCCCCAUUCUCCCUCCAUCCAUCACCCCUCCCUAUUCUCCCUCCUUCCAUCACCCCACCCCAUUCUCCCGCUUUCCAUCACCCCGCCCCAUUCUCCCGCUUUCCAUCACCCCGCCCCAUUCUCCCGCUUUCCAUCACCUCGCCCCAUUCUCCCUCCUUCCAUCACCCCGCCCCAUUCACCCGCUUUCCAUCACCCCGCCCCAUUCUCCCGCUUUCCAUCACCCCGCCCCAUUCUCCCGCUUUCCAUCACCCCGCCCCAUUCUCCCGCUUUCCAUCACCCCGCCUCAUUCUCCCGCUUUCCAUCACCUUGCCCCAUUCUCCCUCCUUCCAUCACCCCGCCCCAUUCUCCCGCUUUCCAUCACCCCGCCCCAUUCUCCCGCUUUCCAUCACCCCUCCCCAUUCUCCCGCUUUCCAUCACCCCGCCCCAUUCUCCCGUUUUCCAUCACCCCGCCCCAUUCUUCCUCCUUCCAUCACCCCGCCCCAUUCUCCCGCUUUCCAUCACCCCGCCCCAUUCUCCCGCUUUCCAUCACCCCGCCCCAUUCUCCCUCCUUCCAUCACCCCGCCCCAUUCUCCCGCUUUCCAUCACCCCGCCCCAUUCUCCCUCCUUCCAUCACCCCGCCCCAUUUUCCCGCUUUCCAUCACCCCGCCCCAUUCACCCGCUUUCCAUCACCCCACCCCAUUCUCCCGCCUUCCAUCACCCCGCCCCAUUCUCCCGCUUUCCGUCGCCCCGCCCCAUUCUCCCGCUUUCCGUCACCCCGCCCCAUUCUCCCGCUUUCCAUCACCUCGCCCCAUUCUCCCGCGUUCCAUCACCCCGCCCCAUUCUCCCUCCUUCCAUCACCCCGCCCCAUUCUCCCGCUUUCCAUCACCCCGCCCCAUUCUCCCACUUUCCAUCACCCCGCCCCAUUCUCCCUCCUUCCAUCACCCCGCCCCAUUCUCUCGCUUUCCAUCACCCCGCCUCAUUCUCCCGCUUUCCAUCACCCCGCGCCAUUCUCGCGCUUUCCAUCACCCCGCCCCAUUCUCCCGCUUUCCAUCACCCCGCCCCAUUCCCCCGCUUUCCAUCACCCCGCCUUAUUCUCCCGCUUUCCAUCACCCCGCCCCAUUCUCCUGCUUUCCAUCACCCUGCCCCAUUCUCCCGCUUUUCAUCACCCCGCCCUAUUCUCCCGCUUUCCAUCACCCCGCCCCAUUCUCCCUCCUUCCAUCACCCCGCCCCAUUCUCCCUCCAUCCAUCACCCCGCCCCAUUCUCCCUCCUUCCAUCACCCCACCCCAUUCUCCCGCUUUCCGUCACCCCGCCCCAUUCUCCCGCUUUCCAUCACCCCGCCCCAUUCUCCCGCUUUCCGUCACCCCGCCCCAUUCUCCCGCUUUCCGUCACCCCGCCCCAUUCUCCCGCUUUCCGUCACCCCGCCCCAUUCUCCCGCUUUCCGUCACCCCGCCCCAUUCUCCCGCUUUCCGUCACCCCGCCCCAUUCUCCCGCUUUCCGUCACCCCGCCCCAUUCUCCCUCUUUCCGUCACCCCGCCCCAUUCUCCCUCCUUCCCUCACCCUGCCCCAUUCUCCCUCCUUCCAUCACCCCGCCCCAUUCUCCCUCCUUCCAUCACCCCGCCCCAUUCUCCCUCCUUCCAUCAACCCGCCCCAUUCUCCCUCCUUCCAUCACCCCGCCCCAUUCUCCCGCCUUCCAUCACCCCGCCCCAUUCUCCCGCUUUCCAUCACCCCGCCCCAUUCUCCCGCUUUCCAUCACCCCGCCCCAUUCUCCCGCAUUCCGUCACCCCGCCCCAUUCUCCCGCUUUUCGUCACCCGCCCCAUUCUCCCGCUUUCCGUCACCCCGCCCCAUUCUCCCUCUUUCCGUCACCCCGCCCCAUUCUCCCGCUUUCCGUCACCCCGCCCCAUUCUCCCUCCUUCCAUCACCCCGCCCCAUUCUCCCGCUUUCCAUCACCCCUCCCCAUUCUCCCGCUUUCCAUCACCCCGCCCCAUUCUCCCGCUUUCCAUCACCCCGCCCCAUUCUCCCGCUUUCCAUCACCCCGCCCCAUUCUCCCUCCUUCCAUCACCCCGCCCCAUUCUCCCUCCUUCCAUCACCCCGCCCCAUUCUCCCGCUUUCCAUCACCCCGCCCCAUUCUCCCGCUUUCCAUCACCCCGCCCCAUUCUCCCGCUUUCCAUCUCCCUGCCCCAUUCCCCUCCUUUCCAUCACUCCGCCCCAUUCUCCCUCCUUCCAUCAACCCGCUCCAUUCUCCCUCCAUCCAUCACCCUGCCUCAUUCUCCCUCCUUCCAUCACCCCGCCUCGUUCUCCCGCUUUCCAUCACCCCGCCCCGUUCUCCCGCUUUCCAUUACCCCGCCCCAUUCUCCCGCUUUCCAUCACCCCACCCCAUUCUCACGCUUUCUAUCACCCCGCCCCAUUCUCCCUCCUUCCAUCAUCCCGCCCCAUUCUCCCUCCUUCCAUCACCCCGCCCCAUUCUCCCGCUUUCCAUCACCCCGCCCCAUUCACCCGCUUUCCAUCACCCCGCCCCAUUCUCCCGCUUUCCAUCACCCCGCCUCAUUCUCCCGCUUUCCAUCACCCCGCCUCAUUCUCCCGCUUUCCAUCACCCCGCCCCAUUCUCCCGCUUUCCAUCACCCCGCCCCAUUCUCCCGCUUUCCAUCACCUCGCCACAUUCUCCCUCCUUCCAUCAACCCGCCCCAUUCUCCUGCUUUCCAUCACCCCGCCCCAUUCUCCCGCUUUCCAUCACCCCGCCCCAUUCUCCGGCUUUCCAUCACCCGCCAUGUUCUCCCGCUUUCCAUCACCCCGCCCCAUUCUCCCGCUUUCCGUCACCCCGCCCCGUUCUCCCGCUUUCCGUCACCCCGCCCCAUUCUCCCGCUUUCCGUCACCCCGCCCCAUUCUCCCUCUUUCCGUCACCUCGCCCCAUUCUCCCGCUUUCCAUCACCCCGCCCCAUUCUCCCUCCUUCCAUCACCCCGCCCCAUUCUCCCUCCUUCCAUCACCCCGCCCAAUUCUCCCUCCUUCCAUCACCCCGCCCCAUUCUCCCGCUUUCCAUCACCCCGCCCCAUUCUCCCGCUUUCCAUCACCCUGCCCCAUUCUCCCGCUUUCCAUCACCCCGCCCCAUUCUCCCGCUAUCCGUCACCCUGCCCCAUUCUCCCGCUUUCCGUCACCCCGCCCCAUUCUCCCUCUUUCCGUCACCCCGCCCCAUUCUCCCGCUUUCCAGCACCCCGCCCCAUUCUCCCUCCUUCCAUCACCCCGCCCCAUUCUCCCUCCUUCCAUCACCCCGCCCCAUUCUCCCGCUUUCCAUCACCCCACCCCAUUCUCCUGCUUUCCAUCACCCCGCCCCAUUCUCCCGCUUUCCAUCUCCCCGCCCCAUUCUCCCACUUUCCAUCACCCCGCCCCAUUCUCCCUCCGUCCAUCACCCCGCCCCAUUCUCCCUCCUUCCAUCACCCUGCCCCAUUCUCCCGCUUUCCAUCACCCCGCCCAAUUCUCCAGCUUUCCAUCACCCCGCCCCAUUCUCCGGCUUUCCAUCACCCCGCCCCAUUCUCCCGCUUUCCAUCACCCCGCCCCAUUCUCCCUCUUUCCGUCACCCCGCCCCAUUCUCCCGCUUUCCAGCACCCUGCCCCAUUCUCCCUCCUUCCAUCACCCCGCCCCAUUCUCCCUCCUUCCAUCACCCCGCCCCAUUCUCCCGCUUUCCAUCACCCCGCCCCAUUCUCCUGCUUUCCAUCACCCCGCCCCAUUCUCCCGCUUUCCAUCUCCCCGCCCCAUUCUCCCGCUUUCCAUCACCCCGCCCCAUUCUCCCUCCAUCCAUCACCCCGCCCCAUUCUCCCUCCUUCCAUCUCCCCACCCCAUUCUCCCGCUUUCCAUCACCCCGCCCCAUUCUCCCGCUUUCCAUCACCCCGCCCCAUUCUCCGGCUUUCCAUAACCCCACCACAUUCUCCCACUUUCCAUCACCCCGCCCCAUUCUCCCGCUUUCCAUCACCCCGCCCCAUUCUCCCGCUUUCCAUCACCCCGCCCCAUUCUCCCGCUUUCCAUCACCCCGCCCCAUUCUCCCGCUUUCCAUCACCCCGCCCCAUUCUCCCGCUGUCCAUCACCCCGCCCAUUCUCCCGCUUUCCAUCACCCCGCCCCAUUCUCCCUCCUUCCAUCACCCCGCCCCAUUCUCCCGCUUUCCAUCACCCCGCCACAUUCUCCCGCUUUCCAAAACCCCGCCGCAUUCUCCCGCUUUCCAUCUCCCCGCCCCAUUCUCCCGCUUUCCAUCACCCCGUCCCAUUCUCCCGCUUUCCAUCACCCGGCCCCAUUCUCCCGCUUUCCAUCACCCCGCCCCAUUCUCCCGCUUUCCAUCACCCCGCCCCAUUCUCCCGCUUUCCAUCACCCCGCCCCAUUCUCCCGCUUUCCAUCAUCCCGUCCCAUUCUCCCUCCUUCCAUCACCCCGCCCCAUUCUCCCGCUUUCCAUCACCCCGCCCCAUUCUCCCGCUUUCCAUCACCCCGCCCCAUUCUCCCGCUUUCCAUCACCCCAGCCCAUUCUCCCGCUUUCCAUCACCCCGCCCCGUUCUCCCGCUUUCCAUCACCCCGCCCCGUUCUCCCGCUUUCCAUCACCCCGCCCCGUUCUCCCGCUUUCCAUCACCCCGCCCCGUUCUCCCGCUUUCCAUCACCCCACCCCAUUCUCCCGCUUUCCAUCACCCCGCCCCGUUCUCCCGCUUUCCAUCACCCCGCCCCAUUCUCCCUCCUUCCAUCACCCCGCCCCAUUCUCCCUCUUUCCAACACCCCGCCCCAUUCUCCCGCUUUCCAUCACCCCGCCCCAUUCUCCCGCUUUCCAUCACCCCGCCCCAUUCUCCCGCUUUCCAUAACCCCGCCAAAUUCUCCCGCUUUCCAUCACCCCGCCCCAUUCUCCCGCUUUCCAUCACCCCGCCCCAUUCUCCCGCUUUCCAUCACCCCGCCCCAUUCUCCCGCUUUCCAUCACCCCGCCCCAUUCUCCCGCUUUCCAUCACCCUGCCCAUUCUCCCGCUUUCCAUCACCCCGCCCCAUUCUCCCUCCUUCCAUCACUCUGCCCCAUUCUCCCGCUUUCCAUCACCCCGCCCCAUUCUCCCGCUUUCCAAAACCCCGCCCCAUUCUCCCGCUUUCCAUCACCCCGCCCCAUUCUCCCGCUUUCCAUCACCCCGUCCCAUUCUCCCGCUUUCCAUCACCCGGCCCCAUUCUCCCGCUUUCCAUCACCCCGCCCCAUUCUCCCGCUUUCCAUCACCCCGCCCCAUUCUCCCGCUUUCCAUCACCCCGCCCCAUUCUCCCGCUUUCCAUCACCCGGCCCCAUUCUCCCGCUUUCCAUCACCCCGCCCCAUUCUCCCGCUUUCCAUCUCCCCGCCCCAUUCUCCCGCUUUCCAUCUCCCCGCCCCAUUCUCCAGCUUUCCAUCACCCCACCCCAUUCUCCCGCUUUCCAUCACCCCGCCCCAUUCUCCCGCUUUCCGUCACCCCGGCCAUUCUCCCGCUUUCCAUCACCCCGCCCCAUUCUCCCUCCUUCCAUCACCCCGCCCCAUUCUCCCGCUUUCCAUCACCCCGCCCCAUUCUCCCGCUUUCCAAAACCCCGCCCCAUUCUCCCGCUUUCCAUCUUCCCGCCCCAUUCUCCCGCUUUCCAUCACCCCGUCCCAUUCUCCCGCUUUCCAUCACCCGGCCCCAUUCUCCCGCUUUCCAUCACCCCGCCCCAUUCUCCCGCUUUCCAUCACCCCGCCCCAUUCUCCCGCUUUCCAUCACCCCGCCCCAAUCUCCCGCUUUCCAUCACCCCGCCCCAUUCUCCCUCCUUCCAUCACCCCGCCCCAUUCUCCUGCUUUCCAUCACCCCGCCCCAUUCUCCCGCUUUCCAUCACCCCGCCCCAUUCUCCCGCUUUCCAUCACCCCGCCCUGUUCUCCCGCUUUCCAUCACCCCGCCCCAUUCUCCUGCUUUCCGUCACCCCGCCCCGUUCUCCCGCUUUCCGUCACCCCGCCCAAUUCUCCCGCUUUCUGUCACCCCGCCCCAUUCUCCCUCUUUCCGUCACCUCGCCCCAUUCUCCCGCUUUCCAUCACCCCGCCCCAUUCUCCCGCUUUCCAUCACCCCGCCCCAUUCUCCCUCCUUCCAUCACCCCGCCCCAUUCCCCCGCUUUCCAUCACCCCGCCCCAUUCUCCCGCUUUCCAUCACCCUGCCCCAUUCUCCCGCUUUCCAUCACCCCGCCCCAUUCUCCCGCUAUCCGUCACCCCGCCCCAUUCUCCCGCUUUCCGUCACCCCGCCCCAUUCUCCCGCUUUCCGUCACCCCGCCCCAUUCUCCCCCUUUCCGUCACCCCGCCCCAUUCUCCCGCUUUCCAGCACCCCGCCCCAUUCUCCCUCCUUCCAUCACCCCACCCCAUUCUCCUGCUUAUUAUCACCCCGCCCCAUUCUCCCGCUUCCCAUCUCCCCGCCCCAUUCUCCCGCUUUCCAUCACCCCGCCCCAUUCUCCCUCCGUCCAUCACCCCGCCCCAUUCUCCCUCCUUCCAUCACCCCGCCCCAUUCUCCCGCUUUCCAUCACCCCGCCCCAUUCUCCCGCUUUCCAUCACCCCGCCCCAUUCUCCCGCUUUCCAUCACCCCGCCCCAUUCUCCCGCUUUCCAUCACCCCGCCCCAUUCUUCCGCUUUCCAUCACCCCGCCCCAUUCUCCAGCUUUCCAUCACCCCACCCGAUUCUCCCGCUUCCAUCACCCCGCCCCAUUCGCCCGCUUUCCAUCACCCCGCCCAUUCUCCCGCUUUCCAUCACCCCGCCCCAUUCUCCUGCUUUCCAUCACCCCGCCCCAUUCUCCCGCUUUCCAAAACCCCGCGCCAUUCUCCCGCUUUCCAUCACCCCGCCCCAUUCUCCCGCUUUCCAUCACCCCGUCCCAUUCUCCCGCUUUCCAUCACCCGGCCCCAUUCUCCCGCUUUCCAUCACCCCGCCCCAUUCUCCCGCUUUCCAUCACCCCGCCCCAUUCUCCCGCUUUCCAUCACCCCGCCCCAAUCUCCCGCUUUCCAUCACCCCGCCCCAUUCUCCCUCCUUCCAUCACCCCGCCCCAUUCUCCCGCUUUCCAUCACCCCGCCCCAUUCUCCCGCUUUCCAUCACCCCGCCCCAUUCUCCCGCUUUCCAUCACCCCGCCCUGUUCUCCCGCUUUCCGUCACCCCGCCCCAUUCUCCCGCUUUCCGUCACCCCGCCCCGUUCUCCUGCUUUCCGUCACCCCGCCCCAUUCUCCCGCUUUCCGUCACCCCGCCCCAUUCUCCCUCUUUCCGUCACCUCGCCCCAUUCUCCCGCUUUCCAUCACCCCGCCCCAUUCUCCCUCCUUCCAUCACCCCGCCCCAUUCUCCCUCCUUCCAUCACCCCGCCCCAUUCCCCCGCUUUCCAUCACCCCGCCCCAUUCUCCCUCCUUCCAUCACCCCGCCCCAUUCUCCCGCUUUCCAUCACCCCGCCCCAUUCUCCCGCUAUCCGUCACCCCGCCCCAUUCUCCCGCUUUCCGUCACCCCGCCCCAUUCUCCCGCUUUCCGUCACCCCGCCCCAUUCUCCCUCUUUCCGUCACCCCGCCCCAUUCUCCCGCUUUCCAGCACCCCGCCCCAUUCUCCCUCCUUCCAUCACCCCGCCCCAUUCUCCCUCCUUCCAUCACCCCGCCCCAUUCUCCCGCUUUCCAUCACCCCACCCCAUUCUCCUGCUUUCCAUCACCCCGCCCCAUUCUCCCGCUUUCCAUCUCCCCGCCCCAUUCUCCCGCUUUCCAUCACCCCGUCCCAUUCUCCCUCCGUCCAUCACCCCGCCAUAUUCUCCCUCCUUCCAUCACUCCGCCCCAUUCUCCCGCUUUCCAUCACCCCGCCCCAUUGUCCCGCUUUCCAUCUCCCUGCCCCAUUCUCCUCCUUUCCAUCACUCCGCCUUAUUCUCCCUCCUUCAAUCACCCCGCCCCAUUCUCCCUCCAUCCAUCACCCCGCCCCAUUCUCCCUCCUUCCAUCACCCCGUCCCAUUCUCCCGCUUUCCAUCACCCCGCCCCAUUCUCCCGCUUUUCAUCACCCCGCCCCAUUCUCCCGCUUUCCAUCACCCCGCCCCAUUCUCCCUCCUUCCAUCAUCCCGCCCCAUUCUCCCUGCUUCCAUCACCCCGCCCCAUUCUCCCGCUUUCCAUCACCCCGCCCCAUUCUCCCGCUUUCCAUCACCCCACCCCAUUCUCCUGCUUUCCAUCACCCCGCCCCAUUCUCCCGCUUUCCAUCACCCCGUCCCAUUCUCCCGCUUUCCAUCACCCGGCCCCAUUCUCCCGCUUUCCAUCACCCUGCCCAAUUCUCCCGCUUUCCAUCACCCCGCCCCAUUCUCCCGCUUUCCAUCACCCCGCCCUGUUCUCCCGCUUUCCAUCACCCCGCCCCAUUUUCCCGCUUUCCGUCACCCCGCCCCGUUCUCCCGCUUUCCGUCACCCCGCCCCGUUCUCCCGCUUUCCGUCACCCCGCCCCAUUCUCCCGCUUUCCGUCACCUCGCCCCAUUCUCCCGCUUUCCAUCACCCCGCCCCAUUCUCCCUCCUUCCAUCACCCCGCCCCAUUCUCCCUCCUUCCAUCACCCCGCCCCAUUCCCCCGCUUUCCAUCACCCCGCCCCAUUCUCCCUCCUUCCAUCACCCCGCCCCAUUCUCCCGCUUUCCAUCACCCCGCCCCAUUCUCCCGCUUUCCAUCACCCCGCCCCAUUCUCCCGCUAUCCGUCACCCCGCCCCAUUCUCCCGCUUUCCGUCACCCCGCCCCAUUCUCCCGCUUUCCGUCACCCCGCCCCAUUCUCCCUCUUUCCGUCACCCCGCCCCAUUCUCCCGCUUUCCAGCACCCCGCCCCAUUCUCCCUCCUUCCAUCACCCCGCCCCAUUCUCCCUCCUUCCAUCACCCCGCCCCAUUCUCCCGCUUUCCAUCACCCCACCCCAUUCUCCUGCUUUCCAUCACCCCGCCCCAUUCUCCCGCUUUCCAUCUCCCCGCCCCAUUCUCCCACUUUCCAUCACCCCGCCCCAUUCUCCCUCCGUCCAUCACCCCGCCCCAUUCUCCCUCCUUCCAUCACCCUGCCCCAUUCUCCCGCUUUCCAUCACCCCGCCCAAUUCUCCAGCUUUCCAUCACCCCGCCCCAUUCUCCGGCUUUCCAUAACCCCACCCCAUUCUCCCACUUUCCAUCACCCCACCCCAUUCUCCCGCUUUCCAUCACCCCGCCCCAUUCUCCCGCUUUCCAUCACCUUGCCCCAUUCUCCCGCUUUCCAUCACCCCGCCUCAUUCUCCUGCUGUCCAUCACCCCGCCCCAUUCCCCCGCUUUCCAUCACCCCGCCCCAUUCUCCCUCCUUCCAUCACCCCGCCCCAUUCUCCCGCUUUCCAUCACCCCGCCCCAUUCUCCCGCUUUCCAUCACCCCGCCCCAUUCUCCCGCUUUCCAUCACCCCGCCCCAUUCUCCCGCUAUCCGUCACCCCGCCCCAUUCUCCCGCUUUCCGUCACCCCGCCCCAUUCUCCCGCUUUCCGUCACCCCGCCCCAUUCUCCCUCUUUCCGUCACCCCGCCCCAUUCUCCCGCUUUCCAGCACCCCGCUCGACGACUGGAAAUGUGUGGUGUGGAGCGACGAAACGAAAAUCUGCCGGUUUAG
This is a messenger RNA of Closterium sp. Naga37s-1, 16371 nucleotides long. Lineage: Eukaryota; Viridiplantae; Streptophyta; Zygnematophyceae; Desmidiales; Closteriaceae. The record is from the annotation of a GenBank genome assembly.